Molecule: messenger RNA, 3301 nt
Organism: Amphimedon queenslandica
Lineage: Eukaryota; Metazoa; Porifera; Demospongiae; Haplosclerida; Niphatidae
Product: kinesin-like protein KIF11-B
Exons: 27
Coding region: 48-3179 (1043 amino acids)
Biological process (GO): mitotic spindle assembly; spindle elongation; microtubule-based movement
Cellular component (GO): spindle microtubule; nucleus; mitotic spindle
Molecular function (GO): ATP binding; plus-end-directed microtubule motor activity; microtubule binding
Source: RefSeq, a predicted model, not a curated record
UUCGAAGAAAGAAAAGGAGUCGAAUCGUCACUGAUCCCCUUUAAAGGAUGGAGCGCUCUGGUGGUAAACCUAGAAAGACUCUUCCACCUCAAGAGAAAAACAUACAAGUCGUGGUCAGGUGUAGGCCAAGAAACAACUCUGAAAAAAAGUCAGGCUCCCCACAAGUGAUAGAUGCUAAUACAAGGAAAGGAGAGAUUGUCGUUCAUCAGGAGUUACACGAGAAAGCCAUCACAAAGACAUUUAGUUUUGACAGAGUCUACGGGCCAGAAUCCACUCAAAUUGAGGUGUAUCAUGGAGUCGUUGAGCCGAUAAUAGCCGAAGUGCUCACUGGAUACAACUGUACCGUGUUUGCUUAUGGUCAGACUGGGACUGGUAAGACAUAUACAAUGGAGGGAGAGAGGUCACCUCAAGGAGCUUUAUCUUGGGAAGAGGAUCCUUUAGCUGGAAUCAUCCCAAGGUCCCUGCACCAGCUGUUCGAUCAGUUAGAAUGUCAAGAGUCAGAGUUCUCUGUCCGCAUAUCAUUUCUCGAGUUAUAUAAUGAAGAAUUGUUUGAUUUACUGAGUAACGGGAAUGAGCAAGUUAAAUUACGCAUAUUUGAUGACUCAGCACGUAAAGGUGGAGUCCUAGUUCAAGGCUUAGAAGAGAUUACAGUUCAUUCUAAAAAUGAAGUGUACGCUAUUCUUGAGAGAGGGAGCAAGAGGAGACAGACUGCAGCUACACUCAUGAAUGCCUCCUCAUCUCGAUCGCAUACUGUCUUCUCAGUUACAGUACAUAUCAAGGAAAACUCACUUGAUGGAGAAGAACUAUUGAAAACUGGGAAACUUAACUUGGUUGAUUUGGCUGGCUCAGAGAACAUUGGCAGAUCUGGUGCUUUAGAUAAAAGAGCUAAAGAGGCAGGAAGCAUCAAUCAGAGUCUGCUAACACUAGGACGCUGCAUCACUGCACUGGUAGAGAAAUGCCCUCAUAUUCCUUACAGGGAGAGCAAGCUGACUAGAAUAUUGCAGGACUCACUAGGAGGGCGUACAAGGACAUCAAUAAUAGCCACAAUCUCUCCAGCAUUGUUCUGCCUGGAGGAGACCAUCAGCACACUGGACUAUGCACACAGGGCAAAGAACAUCACCAACAGGCCUGAGAUUAAUCAGAAACUGACCAAGAGAGCACUAAUUAGAGAGUACACGGGUGAGAUUGACAAACUGAAAAAAGAUUUACUGGCAGCUCGAGAGAAGAAUGGAAUCUUCCUCUCACCCGAAAACUACCUUGGUAUGGAGACAAAGAUCAAGACUCAAGGAGAAUUCAUUAUUGAGUUAGAGGAGAAGAUUAGGAGCUGUCAAGAAGAAAUUAAAAAGUUAGAGACUAUGUUUGGGGACAUUAAAGAAGAGCUUCACGAGAAAGAGGCUGAACUGGCUGUGAGAUGUCAAGAACUGGAACACACACAAUUCUCACUGGUGGAAACUAAAAAAAACCUGUCCCAGGUGAAGAGAGAGAAAGAUGAAACAAGCUACUUAAUGACAGAACACAUCAAGACUGAAGAAGUGCUGCAUGGUCAAGCUAAACAGUUGAUGAGCACCAUUGAGAAUGCUGUUGAUGAUGUAGAGGGACUCCACAGUAAACUGGACAGGAAGUCAACCAUUGAAACCACUAACAAGCAAACUGCUGCACAAUUUAAUGAAAGUUUUGGGAAGGAGACGUCUGCCCUGAGGGAUAAUCUUCACACACUGAAGACACACCAACUGGAGUUUACUGGAUCACUGAUGGAGAGCAUCAGAGGGUGGAGUGUAUCACAUGGUCAGCAUGUGAGGCACAUACAGGAACUGAUAGGGACCAUUCAAUCAGCAGUGGGCACCUCCUCUCAACACCACACCACUGUCCUAAAGGAAAGACUGGCCACUAAUACUCAGAGAGUGGGGGAGAUGGACACUAGCCAUUUUGAGAAGUCAUUCAAUAAAGCCUGCAAUGUGUUGCUGGUCACUGAUCUGAUGCCACUGAUCUCUCAACUAAAUGAAGCUAUUUCAAUACAUGCUACACAGCAACAGUCAGUACUGGACACAGUCAAGCAAAAGGUGUUGGAUUAUAAUGAUACUGUGUGUCAGUUUGAAUCCAGUCAGUCGGAGAAGUUAAGAGAAAUGGAGUCUGCAAUUGAAAAGAAUAAAGAAGAACAAUCUAAUAAACUUGAUAGUAUCAGCUUGAAAAUGGACAGUACACUGUCUGAGCAAGACUUACUCCAGCAACAAAUGUUUGAUGAAUUGAGUAAGACUGUCAGUCGGUGGAUAUCAACAGCUAAACAAUCAAUGACCACUCAACAGCAGACUCACAAUAAUGAACUGAAGGAAGGUUUGAAGGAAUGUAAAGUUGAGCACCAAGAGAUUAGUUCCUCAUUGCAUCAAUCAGUCAAUGAGAUUAGGAGUAAUGUGUGUCAAUUUAAAGCUGCUUCUACUGAUGUUACUAGCAAUGCUGUUCAACAGUUGGAUCAAUUAUUAGCUGAGAGUAAAUCUUGCCAAGCAAAAGAGAAAGAAUUGUUAGAUAAAACCCAGUCAGGAAUUGACACUGGACUAAAGUCCUUGAAACAGAUUUCUACUGAUUUUAAUGAAUCACUGAGAUCUCAAAGAGAUGAUUUGGUCAAUUUACUUGAGGAGCAGACAAACGUGUCAACAGCUACCAUCACUAGUCAAUGUGGUAAUGUAAUGGACAUUGCUAAUCAGACUCAGUCCAGCAUGAGUCACACUUUUAAUGAAAACACUUUAAAAAUGUCUCAAGAAUGGCAGGACAGGCUAGCAGGGAACAGACAGGACUUUGAGAGGAGCAUGACAGAGAGAGACAGCGACGUUAGCAAAUUGAAGGAAGUGGUUGAUCAAUUUAUGUCCAUAGAUCUUAAAGAAGAUAUACCAACAGGUAUGACUCCACAGAGGAGACAGUUCACAUAUCCACGUGUUCUUAGUCAAACUAAGCCUCACUCUGAUCUCUUGCAUGAGUAUAGAGACAAGUUAGCUGAUCUUGCUGAAGUCAGUGAGUCACCUGAUCAAUCAUAUGACACAGUGUCACAUGAUACCAGCACCUGUUCAAGUGCUUCGUCAACUUGCUCCUUUAAAGAUGCUGAGAAGUCACAGGAAAAUCAAGCAAUGAAGAAAAAGAAAAUGAAGUCAAAGUCUAAAGGGCAGAAGCCACUGCAGGCAGUGAAUUGAAUAAAUGACUCUUCAAUAAAUAAUAAUAUUAACAUUGCAAAUCAUUGUUUUAUGAGCAACCAAUGCUCACCUAUUAUUAUUAUUAUUUUAAUUAUUGUUAUUAUUGUUAUUAUUAUAAAACA